AUGUUAAGCUAUCCACGUUGCUUUGCUCCAGGUCCUAGAUUUAAGAACCCUAAAUUAUCUCAUUAUUAUUCCUUGCCGGCUGAAAAGACCCACUACUUCACCGCCGACUCUACAUCAGAUAAUCCAUCUCUGUCUCACUGCCUCCAUGUUUUCAAAGAUAAUCGGUCUGUAGCAGCAAACCCUAAUUAUACAGCCGUUCUAAGCAAGUUAUGGGAAAAGUCUCUCGAGGCAAUGAGGAAACCGGCAACGGCUGCCGUGCUGUUGGGUUUGUUAGUGAUGUACAACCCCAACUCAGCAGCACUGGCAACUCCAGUGGGUCGGGUCGGUGGUAGCUUCACUAGCUGCUUGACAUCAUACACUACGACCUCGCAUAAUCCAUCUGACAAUUCUUCGACCAGAAUCAAAAUGUACGACAUCGGAUACUACGAUCCGCUCUGGGACUGGAUACUCGGCGGGGUCCUUGCUACAUACGUUGUAGGGGGAAUGAUUAUUGUUAUCUUGACAGUUGAUAAAAAGUUUGUGUUUGGUGCAUCGUUAAUUUUGUGGACAGCUAUUAUGGCUAUUUGGUUUCAUUCUCUGGGUCAAACAAGUGUUGUCAAGCUCCAGCUUCAGUGUAAUUUGUCAAACACGGCGCGAGCAUUGCAAAUGGAUCUUAAUCGGAUUGCUGAAGCUGCAAAUCCCCAUACGCAUGAGGGUUUGAGAUAUGUUGUGAGAGAUACAGCUAUAGCUAUACUCAGGCAACCUGAUGAUUGCAUUUCCGGUUACUCAUCUGUGGUCAUAUCAAAGUUUGGUAGAGCGGCUGCCCAGCAAUGUUUUAAUAAACUUGCUGUUAGAGAGAAGAUUAGAUAUGACAAAGAGACGAUGGUCAAUUUGGAUAAUAUAAAGUCCCAAAGCAUGGCAAGUCAGAGAUAUACUGAUGAAUCCCAUAAUGACGAUAUAGUGGUUACAAUAUUACUUGCUGCUGAAGGGAAGUCUAAGUCGCUCACUAUCACUGACAGCAGCGACGUGAUAAGAGUGUUGGAGGAGCUUGCGUCCAUUGAUCCCAGCAAAAGAGGAGUAGAGGUCUUGUGGAGUAUUCCUCAGUUAUCUUCGAAAGUUCGAAUGCAGGAAGCUAGCAAUUAUACUAACUGA
This is a messenger RNA of Argentina anserina (silverweed cinquefoil), 1131 nucleotides long. RefSeq lists its product as uncharacterized. The record is from RefSeq and is a predicted model, not a curated record. Gene Ontology annotation, cellular component: chloroplast. The transcript is spliced from 6 exons. The coding region runs from base 1 to 1131 and encodes 376 amino acids. Lineage: Eukaryota; Viridiplantae; Streptophyta; Magnoliopsida; Rosales; Rosaceae.